Knipowitschia caucasica is the source of this 1812-nucleotide messenger RNA. The record is from the annotation of a GenBank genome assembly. Lineage: Eukaryota; Metazoa; Chordata; Actinopteri; Gobiiformes; Gobiidae.
AUGCCGUCUGCACUCAGAGUGACCAAACAUGCCGUGACCACAACAUGCCGUCUGCACUCAGAUCUCCCCGGUCCUCGCCGCAGCCUCCCUGGUCCUCGCCGCAGUCUCCCCGGUCCUCGCCGCAGUCUCCCCGGUCCUCGCCGCAGCCUCCCUGGUCCUCGCCGCAGUCUCCCUGGUCCUCGCCGCAGUCUCCCCGGUUCUCGCCGCAGUCUCCCCGGUCAUCGCCGCAGUCUCCCCGGUCAUCGCCGCAGUCUCCCCGGUCCUCGCCGCAACCUCCCCGGUCCUCGCCGCAGUCUCCCCGGUCCUCGCCGCAACCUCCCCGGUCCUCGCCGCAGUCUCCCCGAUCCUCUCCGCAGCCUCCCCGGUCCUCGCCGCAGCCUCCCUGGUCCUCGCCGCAGCCUCCCUGGUCCUCGCCGCAGUCUCCCUGGUCCUCGCCGUAGUCUCCCUGGUUCUCGCCGCAGUCUCCCUGGUCCUCUCCGCAGCCUCCCCGGUCCUCGCCGCAGCCUCCCUGGUCCUCGCCGCAGCCUCCCUGGUCCUCGCCGCAGCCUCCCUGGUCCUCGCCGCGUUUCCCUGGUCCUCGCCGCAGUUUCCCUGGUCCUCGCCGCAGUCUCCCUGGUCCUCGCCGCAGCCCUCCCUGGUCCUCGCCGCAGCCUCCCUGGUCCUCGCCGCAGUCUCCCUGGUCCUCGCCGCAGCCUCCCUGGUCCUCGCCGCAGCCUCCCUGGUCCUCGCCGCAGCCUCCCCGGUCCUCGCCGCAGCUCCGUCCUACCCUGGUCCUCGCCGCAGCCUCCCUGGUCCUCGCCGCAGCCUCCCCGGUCCUCGCCGCAGCCUCCCCGGUCCUCGCCGCAGCCUCCCGCCGUCCUCCCGCCUCGCUUAGCCUCCCCGGUCCUCGCCUUAGCCUUCCGGUCCUCGCCGCGCAGCCUCCCCGGUGCUCGCCGCAGUCUCCCUGGUCCUCGCCGCAGUCUCCCCGGUCCUCGCCUUAGCCUCCCCGGUCCUCGCCGCAGCCUCCCCGGUCCUCGCCUUAGCCUCCCCGGUCCUUGCCGCAGCCUCCCCGGUCCUCGCCUUAGCCUCCCCGGUCCUCGCCGCAGUCUCCCCGGUCCUCGCCGCAACCUCCCCGGUCCUCGCCGCAUCUCCCUGGUCCUCGCCGCAGCCUCCCUGGUCCUCGCCGCAGUCUCCCUGGUCCUCGCCGCAGCCUCCCCGGUCCUCGCCUUAGCCUCCCUGGUCCUCGUCUUAGCCUCCCUGGUCCUCGUCUUAGCCUCCCUGGUCCUCGCCGCAGCCUCCCUGGUCCUCGCCUUAGCCUCCCUGGUCCUCGCCGCAGUCUCCCUGGUCCUCGCCUUAGCCUCCCCGGUCCUCGCCGCAGUCUCCCCGGUCCUCGCCGCAGUCUCCCCGGUCCUCGCCUUAGCCUCCCCGGUCCUCGCCGUAGCCUCCCUGGUCCUCGCCGCAGUCUCCCUGGUCCUCGCCGCAGUCUCCCUGGUCCUCGCCGCAGCCUCCCAGGUCCUCGCCGCAGCCUCCCUGGUCCUCGCCUUAGCCUCCCUGGUCCUCGCCGCAGUCUCCCUGGUCCUCGCCUUAGCCUCCCCGGUCCUCGCCGCAGUCUCCCCGGUCCUCGCCGCAGUCUCCCCGGUCCUCGCCUUAGCCUCCCCGGUCCUCGCCGUAGCCUCCCCGGUCCUCGCCGCAGCCUCCCUGGUCCUCGCCAUAGUCUCUCCAGUCUAUGCCGAGCUCCCAGUGAAAAGCAGAAGAAGAAGACAAAACCCUCAAGGCCAUUGCUAUAGAAACCAGCACAAACUCAGAAAUAUGAAUGAAACAGAUCUGGUUUAG